ACUCACAGCCUAUCACUCAAAUCUGUCUCGAUUUCGAGAAAAUUGAAAGAGGGCCUCAUGAAAGUGACACUGCCUAGGCUUUGUUCUACAGCUAAAUGGAACGCCACUUGACUUCUUCUAAAUGUGCUCUAAAUGCGCCUAAGCAAUCUCCUCUGGAUCGUUCAACUGUCUAUUACAAUCUGCGGAAUCAGUAUACACGGACAGCCCAUGAUCGGCGGGAAAGAAAGUCGCGGUAACUACCGGAAGGGAACGGAAGCGGAAGUGGCAGCGGUAGAGAGAUUUCAGAGAACAGACAAGGACUCGGCACUCGAUGGAGAACAGAUGGCUUCUCAAAUGGCUGUCCAGCCUGCGGCUCAGGGAGCAGUGCAAACGAUUGUGCAGAUUCCCGUGCAGGAGCCCUAUGUAGGUGCUACCGAUGCCUUCCAGGGAACCUGGCCGCAGCAGCAGCCCCCGCAGCCACAACCGGGCUAUGGAACGAGAUCUAGGAUGCCGGACGUCUCACAAGGAUACAGUUCCGUAGAAGGGGACGAGGCAGAGCUGAGGCGCCACGAUCUGCGCACCCUCGUCCAGCAUCUGUACGUGGCCCAGGCCCGGGUCCAGCUGGAGGCCACCGAGAUCAAGAAGGCUCAGGCGGUGGCCACCUCCACGCAGAACCAGCUGGAGGAGUCGGCCAACCAUGUACGCACCAUUACCGCCUCUCUGCACACUGCUCAGCAGGAGGUGGCCGCCUCCGCUAUCCGUGCCCAGAUCGCCCAGCUCCAGCUGGCUGCACAUGACCAGCUUCUGUUCGCCGCCCGACAGGACGUCGACGCCCUCUCCUCACAGAUGGUCGGUCUGCAGGCGGCCGAGGGCAUCGUCCAGCCCAAGAUGACGGUGGACCUCCACGCCCUGCUCGACAAGCUGAGGCAGCCCCUUCAGCACGUGGACCGCCCCACCGCCGUGCCCGCCAUCGUCCCUAGCUAUCCGCGCUUCGAAACAGACAACCAGCGGGUUCCGCAGCAGCAGCUGCAGCAGCAGUUGCAAGUCCCGAUGCUGCAGCCACAGCCGGGGUUGGCGCUGGGAAUGGGGCAGGCCAGGCUUCCAGAAGGCCAGGGAUCCGGUAAUGCAGUUGGGGGCAGUUCCAGCGACUACAUCGGCUUGCCGAAAAUGAAUCCCUAUUCCCUUUUGGGUUAAAGAUCAAAGGCCUAAGCAUCUGUGUCUGAUUAUGUCUAUAUUUUUAUAUUUUUUAUGAUUUUCCUUGUUGCUAAAAAUUAAAUAAUAAAAAAAUAU
Messenger RNA from Drosophila ananassae, 1269 nucleotides. RefSeq lists its product as uncharacterized. Lineage: Eukaryota; Metazoa; Arthropoda; Insecta; Diptera; Drosophilidae. The record is from RefSeq and is a predicted model, not a curated record. Bases 133 to 1173 code for a protein of 346 amino acids. The transcript has 3 exons.